AUGAACCGAAGCUGCGAGAAGGCUAUGCGGAUCCUUUCCGAGUGGGUCGAUGACGGACCUCGGUGGCACGAGUUGCACGAGUUGCACGAAGUCGCCAUCGGGCCUCCGAAGGACCCGCGAUGCAUCAGAUCGCCGUGCUACGGAGCUGGAUGGAUGGCGGUGUCUACGACCUGGUUUUGGGACAAGGGCAAGAUCGCGGAUUCGACGAUUGAGUCGCACAUGCUUGUCUCUUGGACUUCUCAUCCUGCAACCGCCUACCGCCUCUUAUCUGGUCGGAACCCCCAAGAAAGGGAACUCAGGGGAGGGAGGCAGGCACCCUCAGUAUAGUGCACACUACUUACCGUACAUCGCUCUUGGCAACGACGCAUGAUCACGUAGGCAUGUGUACUUUGACGCAUAUAGGCUCAGUUUCAGACAGCCAAAGGGUCUACUUAAACACUUUAUUGGCUCUCGGGAAUUAAAAAUUUCAAACGGGAGCAAUGCCAAACUGCAAAAGGUGGUUGGAUUGGACGAGUUGACACUGCAGACAAAGAAAGUAGAUACUUUGUAGCAAACGGUUUUCUGCAUUGGAAAUAUUACAAGACCGUUUUUUUGUUUGUACCUUGGAGCUGUCUUGGCGUCACAGUUCGGG
This is a messenger RNA of Pyricularia oryzae 70-15, 631 nucleotides long. RefSeq lists its product as uncharacterized. The transcript has 2 exons. The coding region runs from base 1 to 327 and encodes 108 amino acids. Lineage: Eukaryota; Fungi; Ascomycota; Sordariomycetes; Magnaporthales; Pyriculariaceae. The record is from RefSeq and is a predicted model, not a curated record.